CUAGUAUAUUUUUAUAAAACAUACAUGAAAAAUUAAUCAAUAAAUGAUGAUAAUUGUAUUCAAAUAUAUUGAUGAUUGGUUAAAUUAGUUUGAUCGCAUUCACAAACAGAUCUAUGGACUUUCAAGCAAACGUAUUUUCCGUGGAGUAUGAUGAUCUUAAAUUCUAUUGGUAAAUAAGUGUUUAGUUCAUGAGAUUUGUAUAGUGCCGAAACAAAAUACUACAAUUCAAUGUAACUGCUCUUUGUUGAAUACUGUUCCUCUAUUAUCAGUUUACUGUAAAAAGUAGUCAAAUAGAUUGGUGAAAAGCAGAAGGUUAAAUGGAACAAUUGAAUUUCCUUUGGCGGAUAAAUUUUCAAGAUUCACUUUUAGAACUACAAUUUUGUAUUUAGCCUCUAGGGAAAAUGAACCUGGUUUAAUGAUUGAAGCUGGGUCUGAGACAAAAUAUGUACUGUGCGUUCAAUCAAUUAAAUGUCCAGAACCAAUCACGACGACUACCACGGAACCUAUUACAACAACCACACCACUGACAACGAUAUCAACAGUUUUAAACACUUCAGAUAAUCUAUCUAUCUUAUCAUCAUCUCAUUCACCGAGUCGUGCUGCUAGCAAUUCAUUUGGCAAUAGAAAUGAUGAACGUAGCAGUUCUGUAUUUUGGGAUACACUUUUAUCUGGAACUGAACCGAAAGAUUGGUUUCUUGCGACCGUUUCUUUGUCUUGCCUAUGCCUGUUACUCAUAAUUAUACUUAUUAUAACAUGGUUGUAUAUAUGUCGCAUUCGUAGACUGUAUAGUCGAAGGCGUUGCCAAGGUACAUGUCGUUUUGGAUGUCGUUGUCCACCAGAGGUUGUUCGCCAAAUGGCUGCAGAGGCAGCAGUGUGUGGCCCUUUAGGGCUACAGACGCAUCAGCCAUUUGUAAAUGCAAUGUCACCACAUGGAAAUGGUUCUGUCAGAAGUGGAAGUGGAUAUGGGAAUACAUUAUAUACAGGUGGGACAUUGAAUUCAGGUGGAUGGGGUUCAAACGGCAACAAAAUUGGUUCUCCACUUUAUGUGGCUUUAAGUUCUGGGGCUGAUAAAGCUACCUUAUUAAGUGCUGGAUGUAAUACACCUAACUGCAUGCUCGAGAUGUCUGGAGGUUUACAACUAACUAACACAGCAGAUGGAAGUAGUGGAACUUGGAAUCAAACGAGUGGAAAAUUUCGAAAUCCUCGUCUUCGUCCAAAACGCUCAACACAGGACGCUUUAAGACGAAGUACAAGUGAAGGUUCUAGCGUUUCAGGUGUCACUGGUACCGCAGGUGCUAAUAAUAGUGCUACAGGAAUAGAACAAGCUAAUUUUGUCUAUCGUCCUGGGCCAGUUGUUAGUUUUUCCGAUGCAACAAUUUCAAAUAUUCUACCUGCCAUGAUUGUAAGUAAUACAAAUGCAGGUCAACAUGGAACUGAAUCAACAGCAACCGCAUAUCUUCAAGCUUGUCCAAAUGGAUAUAAUUAUUCAGAUAGUGGUCGAGGCAGUGGUAUCAGUCCGGGCUAUUCACAUUCACCGACACAUAUGAAUAAUCGAAAAGUUAAAGAUGGAACAUAUUUCAAUAAUAGUAACAAUGAUAAUGUUGUUAACGCUAAUAAUAAUAACCCUAAUAAUAUUCAAAACGGUUUCAUUAAUUCCAAUAGUCCAAUCAAUAUGGAUGAAGUUGAAAGCAGAUGUGAUAUGAGUUAUUUAGGAAAUCAAGCAAAUAAAAUUUUAUCCAGUUUACAAUCGGAUCACUGUACGAAUUUCAACGGUUUUAGUUCAGAUUCUCGCAACAUAGCAAUGCAUCAUUUAAAUCGUGAUUCUGAAGGGGAUUUCUUAAAUAUCACACCACCAUCAGGAUUUUAUGAUUUUAAUAACAAUACCAGUAAUAAUAAUAGUAACGAUGUGAUUGUAAAUUCUGAUUCUGGUUAUUUGGCGAAUUCAUCUCGACAGCAAUCACAAACUUUCCAUAAAAAUCGUUUGAUAACUAGUCCAAAUAGUUUUGGACGACAAAUGUUCAAUCAACUAUCUCCAUCAAUUGUAGUACCACCGUCACAGUCAUUUAUUAAUUCUUCUUGUAUCAAUGACAGUAUUACAACUACAUCUUCAUUAUAUCCAUCCAGUCAGACAGAAUGGCAUAAUACUACUCUAUCACUUGACAAGUUUAAUUUACAAAAUGGUGAAAUGAUUGGUAGUCUGGAUGAUGAAUAUAUCAAUGGUUAUUCAACAGAAGUUAGUAAUACAGGAACUGCAUCGAGAAUGCGCAAAUAUAUUACACCUAAUUAUAAUAAUGGUAAUGGAGUCGGUGGAACUAGACCGUUAGUACCACGACCACAUUUCUCAGAUUCUUUACAUUCUGGAGUUAACUAUCAUCAAAAUUCAUAUGCAAAUGAAAGUAAUUCUGUGACAAUCAAUAAUAGAUCUUUACAUAAUUCAAAUGAUACUACAACUCCUAAUGGAAUAUUGUCAUCAUCAUCAAAAAUUGAUCAUUUAUGUACUACACUUAUAUCAGAACGUAUGUUGUAAAUUGAAUGUUUCUAGAUGUGCUUAACAACAAUUGAUCAUUAGGAUUUCAGUUGUUUUCCAGUGAUAAUCUUUUAUUUAAAAAUGUAUUUUAUUUGUUUUGCAAAAAAGUAAACUUAAAUGCUUUUAAUUACAUCCAAAAUAAAAAGGCAGUCAUUUUCUUGUACACAAUUCGGGUUAUCAUUUUCAUUCUUAAAUAUUGAACACUUUUAAAUUGUUACAAAAACAAACAAACAAACAAACAAAGAAACCCUAUUCAGUAGUAGGCUUAAAUCUUUUGUUUUUCCUCAACCAACUGAUAACGUUUAUUAUGAUUCGGUUUUUUUAUUUAUAAAAAUUGUAUUAAUGAUGAUUUUGAUGGAUAGUUGGGAUGAUGGAGAUAUUUAGGAUAUUUGGACAAAGUUUUUAGUUUAUUCGGUUUUUUGGAUUCGUGCGGUAAAGCUAUAUAUAUAUAUAUAUAUAUAUAUAUAUAUAUAUAUAUAUAUAUAUAUAUAUGUAAUAUUGACGCUAGAUAUCAUUAAUACUAAAUGAACUUCAUACUUUUGUACAGUUUGUGUUUAUUGAUUUCAAUGAAGUUCAUCUAACUUGGUUCUUCUUUAUAUAUUACUUUAUAAUUAUGUACAUGAGUAAGUGAUUCCCAUUGACACACACACACACAUGUACCUAUAUAUGUAUUAUCCUAUACAAGAAUAUAUAAUUUCUAAAUGUUUAUUUAGAUUAACAUUAUAUUAAAUAUAUGUACUUUGAAUACUUUUAGAGUAUUCAUUCAAUGGACCUUUUUUUGCAUUUAUGAAUGUUUAGUGUUUUCUUUUUGUUAUUCUUCUUUUUCGAAUGUGAAAGAUGAAUCAAUUGCCGAUUUAUUAUUUCAUCAUUGUUCUACUCAAUUACCUAUAAAAUACACAUAAAAUUUGCAGGAAAACUAACCUGUACAUUGAUGAAUAAAGUCAAUAUUAUAAAUAACUAGAAAAUUCAAUUUAAGAUUACUCUUCUUUAUUUAAAAGAGAAAGUAAAACAAGCAUAUAUUAGAAAAUCACUUUCUUUUUUUUCUUUUAAAGUUAUCCUUGUUUAUUUGUUCAAUUUUUUUGCUAUGGUCAUUUUGUUUACUUGUGUAAUUGAUUUGUUUAUUUAAAGAAUCUUUUAUGAAAUGAAUUGGCGAGCUUGUUCGGUUAGAAUAAACUAUUUCUGCGUUUGUUCGGUUUACUUGUCAAGAACAGUAAAACUUUGUUUGUGUAUGUGCAGACUUGUGUGUCUAUACUUUUAUCACUGGUUACACUUUCAAUUUUUCAAAUAUAUAUAUAUAUAUAUAUAUA
Schistosoma rodhaini is the source of this 3834-nucleotide messenger RNA. The record is from the annotation of a GenBank genome assembly. NCBI's taxonomy places the organism in Eukaryota, Metazoa, Platyhelminthes, Trematoda, Strigeidida, Schistosomatidae.